Messenger RNA from Cuscuta europaea, 1726 nucleotides. The record is from the annotation of a GenBank genome assembly. NCBI's taxonomy places the organism in Eukaryota, Viridiplantae, Streptophyta, Magnoliopsida, Solanales, Convolvulaceae.
GGAUUAUCCCGGAGAUUAUUACAAGCAUAUAUCAUUUGCCACGAUGACCAUUAGCAUUUCCUUAUUAUUCUCUAAUUGUCAAUUUGGAAAGGUCGAAUUCCUGUUAUUCCGGAAUAAUAAUUCUAGUCCCACCGCUGAUUUCCAUCCUAAAACCGCAACGCGCCUCCACCUCCAACUCCCACGCUCCUCUUCUUCUCCUACACUUUCUCAUCCGUCUCGCUCCGCCGCAUUUCUGUGCUCCUCUUCUCUCGCCUCUGUUGUAGGUAUGGAUGCAUCUGGGGGUCAGGGUGUCUAUCCUCUCCACAGGUGUAAAACAAUACACCUGGUUAGGCAUGCUCAGGGAUUUCACAAUGUAGAAGGAGAAAAGGACCAUAGUGCAUACCUCUCUCCACACCUCUUUGAUGCAAGCCUUACCCCUCUUGGCUGGCAGCAGGUGGAUAAUCUACGCAAACAUGUUCAUUCAUCUGGUCUUUUUAACAAGGUUGAGUUGGUUGUCGUUUCUCCUUUAUUGAGGACUAUGCAAACAGCAGUUGGUGUCUUCGGGGGAGAAGACCAUGCAGAUGGAAUGCAUGAUCUUCCACUAAUGGCGGCGAAUGCUGGAAACAGCAGCAGGUCUGCGAUUUCAAGUUUAAAUUGCCCUCGUUUCCUGGCAAUGGAGUUGUGUCGGGAACACAUAGGGGUUCAUUGGUGUGAUAAAAGAAGAAGCAUCAGCGAAUAUAAGCCUUCAUUUCCAGCAAUUGAUUUUUCAUUGAUUGAACAUGAUGAUGACACGCUGUGGAAGGAAGACAUUAGAGAGGCAAAUGAAGAAGUUGCUAGUAGGGGGAUGAACUUUUUAAAAUGGCUUUCAACCAGGAGGGAGAAGGAAAUUGCAGUAGUUACUCACAGCGGAUUUUUGAUUCAUACUCUGAGUGAAUUUGGAAAGGACUGUCAUCAAAAUGUGAAGAAUGAAAUUUGCAGACCGUUUAAGAAUUGUGAACUACGGUCAAUGGUUAUUGUUGAUAGAUGUAUGAUUGGAUCAGACAUUCCAACGACCGACUACCCUGGUAAAAUUCCCAGUGGAGCAGAUGUCCCAAGCGAUGAUGCAGCUUUGAAGCAUUCCGAUGGCCUGUCUUAACAAAAAAAAUUGAAGAUUAUCAAAUUAAACAGGAGAAGUCAUUAUUAUUGCUCCAUUUUUAUUAUUAUUGCUCCAUAUUGUUUAUUUACCUACCGCUAUGAAUAUGUAUUAUUAGGGAGAACUAUCAAAUAAGCCAUCAAAUUUUAAUAAAAAGUGCAAAUAAGCCCUUUUUCAGGUGGCUUUGUCCGGCUGUCGCCAUUUGAGGCGGUUUCCGGUGGAAUUGUUUGAUAAUUUUUUUAGCAUCUCUUCAUUAGAUCUAGUUUACCCAUAUCAAAUUUCAGCUAAAAAUUCAAUCGAGAAGGCAAUCAAAUGAUUUUCUGAAAUCUACUACGCUGCCUAACUGCGCAAUUAUCUUCAAAAAUUCAUUUGACUGCCUUUCCCAUUGAAUUUUUAGCUGAAAUUUGGUAUAAUUAAACUAGACUCAAAUCGCUCAAUGAAGAAGAUGCUCAAAAAAUUUCAUCAAAAAUUCCACCGGACAGAGCCUCGUAUAAAAGGGCUUAUUUGCACUUUUUAUGAAAGUUCGGGGGCUUAUUUGGUAGUUCUCCCGUAUUAUUAUAUACGAAAUACCUAUUACUUUUGUUAAUCUUGGAGUAACAAAUUCCGGUACCAGAA